GCCCUUCUAUUCUGGCAACCUCAUAACUUCUCAUCAGAACACCUUCCCUCCUCACAGCACACCCCUUCCAAACUUUGCCUCUUCGAGAUGACUGUUAUUCACAUUGUCCUUUUCAAAUUCCGCCCAGAUAUCUCCUCGGCGCACAAGUCUAAAUUCGUUUCUGAAUUAAAAACCCUCAAGACCUUACCCUGCGUUCAAGACGGCCAUUUGAUAGUCGGGGGACCCUCGAUUACGGAUCCCAUUGAAAGGAGUAAAGGAUUUGAGUUUGCGCUUCUCAGUUAUCAUCGCGAUCGUGAAGCCCUGGCAGAGUAUCAAGCCAGCAAGGAACAUCAUAGGGUGACGAGUACAUAUAUGUUUCCGUACAAGGAAGAUCUGUUUCGGUUCGACUUUGAAGUUGACACAGAGGAUGAAUAUAUGUGUCAAGGGAUUGGGAAUGCACUGCUGAAAGGACUGACGACACCGCCGUCAGCGCAGGAAGGGGGGAAUCAGGAUGGAGAGAGAGACAAUAGAUUUCAAGUCGAGAAGAGAGUAUAACAUUACUAGCCUAGACAAUUUGACGAUAGAUGCAUCAUACGUAGGGGUAAUGUUCCCCCUCGGUGUAUAGGUAUUUAUAGUUUGGAAGGAGGUUUGGAAUGCUGCUAUAUAGGCUUCUGAUAAAUCUAG
Molecule: messenger RNA, 663 nt
Organism: Trichoderma asperellum CBS 433.97
Lineage: Eukaryota; Fungi; Ascomycota; Sordariomycetes; Hypocreales; Hypocreaceae
Source: RefSeq, a predicted model, not a curated record